AUGUCGCAAUUACGGCGACCUUCUGAUCGCAGUGCUCAUUCCAAGAGCAAGCGGACCUUGAGCACCUUGACAAGCACACGAAGUAUAAGAACGAUAUCCGACAUCACACCUGCACCAGCACCAGCUAUGUAUUGGUCAAGAGCAGUGACUUACGGCCAUGGUCCCCGUCCCAUUCGUGCACACACAAGCGUGCCUGUAAAUGGGACCAUGUAUGUAUUUGGUGGCACUGAUAGCCGAGGUGGAUUUGGCAAGCUCUAUGCACUUGAUCUAGAUACAUUUACAUGGAACAAACCAAAGACAUAUGGAGAAACGCCACCACCUUGUCGAGCACACAGCGCCGUGGUGCAUGAGGAUUGCAUUUACAUCUUUGGUGGAGGAGAUGGUCCACACUAUUACAAUCACUUGUACAAGUUCGACACAGCAUCAUUGAUUUGGUCAUGUCCAACGACAUCAGGUCCUUGUCCAUCACCUCGUCGAGCUCAUGUAUCGGUUGUUUGGCGUGGUCACAUGUAUAUUUUUGGUGGUGGCGAUGGCAUCCAUGCACUCAAUGACACAUACAGCUAUGACAUUCAAAACAAAACAUGGCAAUUGAUUGAAACAACGGGACCAAAACCAGAACCAAGAGGAUACCAUAGCGGCACGCUGGUCGGUGAGAAGCUAGUGGUUUAUGGUGGAAGUGAUGGUCAUACCUGUUUUGGGGAUGUCUAUCUUUUGGAUCUACCCUCCAAUGCUUGGCAUCGCGUCAAACUUGAUCCUCAGGUCCCUCGUCUCUCUCAUGCUCCCGUUUGUGUUGGGUCGUAUCUCUUUGUCACUGGUGGACAUGACGGCUCACAUUAUUGCAAUGAUUUGCUUAUGCUCAAUUUCGUUACAAUGGCAUGGGAAAUUCGCCGGGUAUAUGGGAACGCCCCAACUGCACGAGGCUAUCACACCAUGGUUUUAUAUGACAGCAGGCUGUUCAUCUUUGGUGGUUAUGAUGGCAAGCACUUUUUCGAUGAUGUCUUUGUUCUUGAUCUCAGCUCCCACGCUUAUCUUCCUCAGGUCACCAACUUUGCUAUAGAAAUGUUAUAG
Messenger RNA from Lichtheimia ornata, 1068 nucleotides. RefSeq lists its product as uncharacterized. The record is from RefSeq and is a predicted model, not a curated record. The transcript is spliced from 4 exons. Gene Ontology annotation, molecular function: protein binding. Lineage: Eukaryota; Fungi; Mucoromycota; Mucoromycetes; Mucorales; Lichtheimiaceae. Bases 1 to 1068 code for a protein of 355 amino acids.